AUGGCAUCGACCCGAGACCCUCCCGAGAAGACUAUUCACCCGCGCACAACCUUCACGAACGCCCAGCGCCUUCAAAUAUGCACUCACCGGGAGCAAAACCCCAAUCUGACGCAAAACCAGCUGGCAACCUGGGCCCACGAGACCUUCGAGUUGCCACGCAAACCGUCGCAAGCCAUGAUCUCAAAACUCCUCAAGCGGAAACCCGAUCUGGAAAUUAUGACAACUGAGGAGUUGACGUGCAAGUCGCGACGUACAGUUCGGUUUCCCCGCCUCGACACGGCGUUGGCGAGGUGGGUCUCUUAUUGUGAAGAGACAGGGGUCACUGUCACGGGGGAGUCGAUUCGACUCAAAGCCGUCAAAUUUGCGGAAAUUUUACAGAUUGACACGCCGUUGACAUUUUCGAAUGGAUGGCUCUACAAAUUUAACGAACGUCACGGUUUUGGGAGCUUAAAGUCCCACAAAGAAAGCAAGACGUCGUCUGAAGAGGCUGUGGCUGAUCUGCAACGUCGACUGCAUGCUUUUGAUCCCCGCAAUGUCUUUAGUAUGGACGAGACAGGGUUACUUUUCACUCUGUUUCCGGAUCAAACCGGCAAACAGACGUCGAAACGACUGACAAUUGCAUUGUGUUGUAAUGCAGAUGGAUCGGAGAAAUUGCCGUUAUUGUUGAUUGGAAAGACCGAGAAACCACGCGGGUUCACGCACUUGACGGCCUCAGAGGAGAACUACAAGUGCAAUCAACACGCGUUGAUGACGCGGGAGUUUUUUCUCGAGUGGAUAACCAACCUGGACGCUAAGUUUCGCAAAGAGCAGCGGAAGUGUGUAUUGAUCAUCGAUCACUCGGCAGUGCACGCUGGGUUCAAUGCAGAAGAGUUGAAGAAUGUCGAGGUGGUGUUUUUACCGCUUGGAACUGUCAAAAAUCUGCAUCCUUUGACUGCUGGGAUCGUGGCUGCUUUCAAGAGACGGUACCGUCAACGGCAGAUCCAGCAUAUGCUGGACCACAUGGACGCUGAUGCUGGCGCGCGCACACUUGUUAAGCUUGAUAGUGUUGGCGUGCGACAGGCGAUGUCGUGGUGCAAUGAGUGUUGGAACGCAGUUCCGUCGUCCCUGAUCGUCCGUUGCUGGCAGGACGCUGCUCUGCUGUUUUCAAAUUCUUUUGACGAUACGAGCGAUUGCCGCGGACAGGAGGAUGCAAUUUCGGAAGAGCUGGCGGUGAUGCUGACCUACUUGCAUGCAACAAAUCCACUAUCAGUGGAAGAAUUACUCAAUCUGCCUGAAGAGAGUGUAAUCAUGGACGACCCCACGGACGAAGACUUUUGCACCCCAGUGGAGUCUGCAAGAGUUGCUGUCCAGCCGAAAACUGGUAACGCUGCGGAUGCGGAGAAUGGAUUAAGUGUUGAAGAACUCAAAGAGCAUCUCAAGUGGAUUGCGAAACUUCUACUGUAUGCCAACGAGAAAGAUAUGUCAGCGGAAUCCGUAAGUGGCAUGCGUAUUCUUCAACGCGACUUCAGGAACCAACUUGACAAGAAGCAAUCAAGCUCGAGCUAG
Peronospora matthiolae is the source of this 1545-nucleotide messenger RNA. The record is from the annotation of a GenBank genome assembly. NCBI's taxonomy places the organism in Eukaryota, Oomycota, Peronosporomycetes, Peronosporales, Peronosporaceae.